Purpureocillium takamizusanense is the source of this 2585-nucleotide messenger RNA. RefSeq lists its product as uncharacterized. The coding region runs from base 886 to 2415 and encodes 509 amino acids. The transcript has 4 exons. NCBI's taxonomy places the organism in Eukaryota, Fungi, Ascomycota, Sordariomycetes, Hypocreales, Ophiocordycipitaceae. The record is from RefSeq and is a predicted model, not a curated record. Gene Ontology annotation, cellular component: plasma membrane. Gene Ontology annotation, molecular function: carboxylic acid transmembrane transporter activity. Gene Ontology annotation, biological process: transmembrane transport; carboxylic acid transport.
GGGAAAUCACCACCAGCCAAACCAGCCCAGCCCAGCCAGACCAAAGACCAAAUCCUCCUCGCCUUUCCCCGGCAGCCGCCUCGCCAGCCCCCAGAUCUGCUCCUCGGCUUGGCCCAACCAAGAAGGUCGUCCGCCGCCGCGGAUCGCAGCGUCAAGUCCCUCCCCCUCCUCCUGUAUUGGUGGGUGCCAUGCCCUUGAACCCUGUUGGUGCGCCGGGUUGGCCGUUCCCGUGGGGCGUGGCUGAAGAUGCACGCGAUGAUGGAGAUUCAGUACGAAGUGUGCACCAGGUGUUCUUGUUGGCUGCUGGCUGGUACCUUGGUCAUUGGCCCUUCUCCUCCUCCUCCUCCUCCUCCUCCUCUACGGUAUGGAGUCCGUCCUCGCGAUCCCGCGCCUCCUCCCCCCCACGCCAUCGGAUCUGGGGCGCGUUUGCCUUUCCUUGCCCGCCGGCAGACUUGCAUCCCUGCUCGUGCUUCGGAAAAUGUCGUAGCCCUCGUUCGGUCACGCCUCCACCGCGGUGGUGCUGGGUGUUGAGGGGAUCGAGCCACGACGAGCGACGAGUGAGCGACGAACGCGUGACUUGGUACGAUACGGUUCGGUACGAGACCUCCACCCUCGUUCUGGAACAUGGCGGGCGCGCCUCGCCCGAGGUGAGACGAUGUAUGUGCAUGUAGUAGUUACUUUGUAUCUCUAUUGCCGUUUAUAUAAACACGUCGUACACCCACCAGAUGCUGCUCUGAGCUCCUCUGCAUACUGCCCCCCCUCACACCCGCCCUCUCUUUCGUCUUUUCCAGCCAAGUGGCAGUGCCAGAGCUUUUGCGACUGUCUUGUCAUUCAAAUCCCCGCCACGGCCCUGUGGCCCAACAACUUCCUCCUUUCUUGCCAACCAUGUCGACGGCGCGGGUCGAGCAGGCCGACGACCUGGCCAAGGGCACCCUGGCCACGGCCAGGCAGUCGCUGCGCGACCUCUUCAUCUGGAAGAAGCGCGUGGUCGUGUCCAACGAGUACGGCGAGACGCGCUGCGAGUGGCACGAGGCGGACCGCUUCGUCAACCCCGUGAGCCUCAUGGCGCAGCUGUCGGCCAAGGACUGGCUCUUCUUCCUCGUCGGCUUCUGCUCCUGGACGGCCGACGCCUUCGACUUCCACGCCCUGUCCAUCCAGACCGUCAAGCUGUCCAAGUACUACGGCCGCUCCAAGACGGACAUUACCACCGCCAUCACCCUGACGCUGCUGCUGCGGUCCGUCGGCGCCGCCGUCUUUGGCCUCGCGGGCGACAAAUGGGGUCGCAAGUGGCCCAUGGUCGCCAACAUGAUUAUCCUGGGCCUGCUGCAAAUUGCCACCAUCUACAGCUCCCAGUUUUCGCAGUUCCUCGCCGUGCGCAGUCUCUUUGGGCUGUUCAUGGGCGGCGUGUACGGAAACGCCAUCGCCAUGGCGCUCGAGCAGUGCCCGGCUAAUGCGCGUGGCCUCAUGUCCGGCAUCCUGCAGCAGGGCUACUCGUUCGGCUACGUCUUGGCUGCGUGCGCCAACCUUGGCGUGGGCGGUAGCGUCGACUCGUGGAAGACGGUUUUCUGGAUCGGCGCCGGCAUCUCCAUCGCCGUGGGCCUCGUGCGCAUCCCGUUCCCCGAAUCCCACCAGUUCCUCGAGGCCAAAAAGGCAGGCAAGAAGUCGACGUCGCCGGGAGCCUUUUGGCGCGAGACGAAGAAGAUGCUCGCGCAGGAGUGGAAGAUGUGCAUCUACUGCGUGAUCCUCAUGACGUGGUUCAACUACUACUCGCACACGUCGCAGGACUCGUACACGACCUUUAUGCUGACGCAAAAGGAGCUGGACAAUGCGGGGGCGUCGCGAGCGUCGAUCCUGAUGAAGGCGGGCGCGUGCGUAGGCGGCUGCAUCAUCGGCUACCUCAGCCAGUUCGUGGGACGGCGGCGCGCCAUCAUCGUGUCGGCGCUGAUGUCGGCGGUGCUUAUCCCCGCGUGGAUCUUGCCCGAGGGCGAGCGCGCGCUGAGCGCGACGGGCUUCUUCAUGCAGUUCUUCGUGCAGGGCGCCUGGGGGGUCGUCCCCAUCCACCUCAACGAGCUGUCGCCCGUGGCGUAUCGCUCUACGUUCCCCGGCGUCACGUACCAGGUCGGCAACAUGAUCUCCUCGCCGUCGGCGCAGAUUGUCAAUGCCGUCGCCGAGAAGACGUUUGUCACGCUCAAGAACGGCGACAGGGCCGAGGCCUACGGGCCGGUCAUGGGCAUCGCCACCGUCAUCAUCGCCCUCGGUAUCGUCUUCACCACCAUGUUCGGCCCCGAGAGGCGCGGCCGCAACUUUGAGAACAAGGUGGCCGGCGUCGACAGCGACGCGUCGAGCAAGGUCCUCGACGAAGAGGCCGCCGACGAUGAAAAGGGCGGACGCGUUGAGCUGGAAGAGAGGAAGUAGUGGGCUGGCCUUUGCGUAUGGUCCGUGUAGUCUAUGCCAUGAAUGUUGACGAAUAACCAAAUGCUUUGAGAUGUUGACAUGCCGACAAACUGAAGUGGGUGAAGAAGAGUGGAUGGCGGUGUAAAGUAGACGUAUGAAGAAAGCAUGGUGUUGCUGCCGUUCGUAGAGCA